AUGAGACCUAAAGGUUUCAAAGAGUAUAAGAUUUUGAAGAACGGAGACACGUACCUUAGGAUUGAUCUUCCCGGAGUUCCAAUGAAAGCAGCCGUCGAAGUAUCUCUUUGGGCGGAUGAUAAGGGUGUGGAAUCCUUGGUGGAUGCACCAAAGCAACACAAACACGACUCUUCUCAACGGACGUACUGUCCCAUCAUCGGUUUCAUGUGCGGAAGAUGCAAAGUCUUGCGAUUCACCUCCCAAGUGUGUGAUGGAGUUCUUAGGCUUGUACUCACUCCAACAGCAAGGAUUCUUGGAGGGAGAUUUCUUGGUGGGGCAGAUUGGGAAGAAACAUAUUUUUGUAGUUCUGCUGCUCACUGGUUACCCUAUGCCUCCGAUCCGUAUGACCCUUCCUUAACCGGUCCGGUAUUGGAGCCAAAUCCUAGCGUUAAUGAAGGAUCGCCGAUGGCUUAUGAAUCGAAGCGGCUCCCAAACGGCAGCUUAUACGUGCGUGUAGACAUGCCAGGCGUUCCCAAAGACAGGUUCACGGUGUCGGUAGCGGACGGGAGAAUUUGA
Molecule: messenger RNA, 555 nt
Organism: Brassica oleracea var. oleracea
Lineage: Eukaryota; Viridiplantae; Streptophyta; Magnoliopsida; Brassicales; Brassicaceae
Exons: 5
Coding region: 1-555 (184 amino acids)
Source: RefSeq, a predicted model, not a curated record